Zootermopsis nevadensis is the source of this 2076-nucleotide messenger RNA. The record is from RefSeq and is a predicted model, not a curated record. Lineage: Eukaryota; Metazoa; Arthropoda; Insecta; Blattodea; Termopsidae.
AUGAAUGUGUAUGUGGUAGCAUAUCCACCCACUCUGCUGUAUUUAGUAAUGCACGAGUCUCCUGGUAAAAUUGUAGUAUACAAAGCCACGACAUUGUUUGAAUAUUGUCUGAGCAGUGAUCCAAACAGGCCAUGCUAUGUUCUUCGUUUUAAAGAAAUAACACUGAUGUUAGACUGUGGUUUGGCAACACAGACAGUGCUGAACUUCUUGCCCUUGCCAUUAGUUCCUAGUACAAGAUUAAACAACUUGCCAGGAUGGAUGCCACGUGAUAUUUCAGACCCACAGCUGGAAGGUGAACUCAAGGAAUGUUGUGGCCGAGUAUUUGUGGAUUCUGCCCCAGAGUUCUUCCCACCUCAACCUAAAAUAAUUGACUUCUCAGAAGUUGAUGUCAUCUUAAUAUCCAACUACCUUUGUAUGCUGGCUCUGCCCUUUAUCACAGAAGGCACAGGAUUUGCAGGUGUGGUUUAUGCCACGGAACCUACUCUUCAGAUUGGAAGACUUUUCUUGGAAGAACUGGUCCAGCACAUAGAGCAGACACCAAAAGCGACACUGGCCAGUCAUUGGAAGGAACAUCUGCACGUAUUGCCACCACCAUUGUGUGACAGUCAGAAACCUCGCAGCUGGAAGCAUAUCUAUAACAUGCGUGCUGUGAACAGUAGUCUUGCUAGGAUUCAGAUGGUUGGUUAUAAUGAGAAACUCGAUGUCUAUGGAGCUGUGGGUGUAAUGGCAGUUAGCUCUGGAUACUGUCUUGGUUCUAGCAAUUGGGUCAUUUCCUCUCACUAUGAAAAGAUCACGUAUGUUAGUGGCUCCUCUACGUUGACAACCCACCCACGGCCCAUGGAUCAGACAGCUCUGAAGAAUGCCAAUGUGCUUAUUCUCACUGGUCUGACACAGACUCCAACUGCAAACCCUGAUUCCAUGCUGGGAGAAUUGUGCAUGACUGUGGCCACAACACUGAGGUGUGGUGGUAAUGUUCUCAUUCCUUGCUACCCAUCUGGAGUUGUCUAUGACUUAUUCGAGUGCCUCUCCAGCCACCUUGAUAACUCAGGGAUGACAACAAUACCCAUGUUCUUCAUAUCGCCUGUGGCAGACACAUCACUUGCAUAUUCAAACAUCUUGGCAGAAUGGUUGUCAACAGCAAAGCAGAACAAAGUGUACCUACCUGAAGAACCAUUUCCUCAUGCUUUUCUGGUGCGUAAUGGUCGCUUGAAGCAUUUCAAACACAUCUAUACAGAAGGUUUUAGCACUGAUUAUCGCCAGCCCUGUGUGGUUUUCUGCGGUCACCCAAGUCUUAGGUUUGGAGAUGCUGUUCACUUUGUGGAGUUGUGGGGGUCCAAUGUUCUAAACACUGUUGUCUUCACAGAACCAGAUUUUCCCUACCUGGAAGCACUGGCCCCAUUCCAACCUCUAUCAAUGAAGGCAGUACACUGCCCUAUUGACACUAGUCUCAACUUCACACAGGCCAACAAAUUGAUCCGGGACCUCAAGCCUGGCACACUUGUUUUGCCUGAAUCAUACACCCAACCUCCUGUGACAGCACCCCAUCGAAUUGACCUGGUAGUGGAAACAGACCGACCAAUUAUAUCAUUCAAGCGAGACGAGGUUCUUACACUGCCUCUCAAGAGAAAGCAAGGAAGAGUUGAACUAAGUCCAGAGUUGGCCGAGUUCCUCUUGCCAAAUGAAGUGCGGACUGGAGUUUCAUUGUCCACGCUCACUGGGAGCCUUCAGGUCAAGGACAACAAGCACACCCUCAAGGUUUUAGAAGAAGGAGAGCCAAAAGCUGUUAGCACAGUAGGUAAGAAACGAAUUCGGCUUGUGGAAGAUAUUUUGAAUAAGAAACCAAGUAAUUACACAUGGGGAUCACUGGAUAUUGAUGAAUUCAUCCAGAAGAUUACCCAGGAAGGAAUUACUGAUGCCAAGGUUGAACAGGUUGCCAGUGGCUACAUAAUUCAUUUGCAAAAUGAAGACACACUGAUUCAGGUGGAAGACUCAUCAACACACAUUUUCUGUGAGGGUGAUGAACAACUCCGUCUUCGGCUGCGCAACAUUCUCCUCCAGUGCCUCAAUAAGUUCUGA